Penicillium waksmanii is the source of this 810-nucleotide messenger RNA. Its product is annotated as amidohydrolase family protein. Gene Ontology annotation, cellular component: cytoplasm; cytosol. Gene Ontology annotation, biological process: secondary metabolic process. Gene Ontology annotation, molecular function: hydrolase activity; carboxy-lyase activity. Bases 1 to 810 code for a protein of 269 amino acids. The transcript has 5 exons. Lineage: Eukaryota; Fungi; Ascomycota; Eurotiomycetes; Eurotiales; Aspergillaceae. The record is from RefSeq and is a predicted model, not a curated record.
AUGGAGAAAAUUGACACACAUUGCCAUAUUGUUCCUCCAGGCUGGAGAAAAUGGUGCGAGGAACAUGGUUGGGACAAGCCUGAUGGCAUGCCAUGUAUUCCGGAAUGGUCGGCAGAGGGACAUAUUGCACUCAUGGAUAAGCUCGGUAUUAAGCGGUCAAUUCCGAGCAUUACCUCGCCCGGCACGCUUCUCAAACGUGUAACGCGAGAGACGAACAUCAAGAUCUCUCAAAUCUGCCGCCAAUCCCCUGGCCGAUUUGAUGUCGAGGGCUCUCUCGAAGAGAUCGAUCAUGCCCUCGAACUCGGGGCAUCUGGGUUCGCAGCCAUGACCAAUGCCCAGGUUUACUACAUGGGCGAUUCUCGAUUUGACCCCGUGUUCAAAAAGUUGAAUCAGCACAAGACUCGGGCUGUCGUGAACUUGCUUCUAUCGGGUACAGUGACACAAUUCGAGAACUUGACAUCCCUGGUUUCGCAUUGUGGUGCGACUCUGCCGCCUCUUGUUGAACGUUUUUCUGCGUUCUCUACGCGAAUGCUCAAAUCUAGCGAAAAGAUGGCCAGCGAGCGGGUCAAAGAGAUCUUCUCCACUCGGUUCUACUUUGAUCUUGCAGAAAUGCCGUUUCCAGAUUUGAUCCAUGGGUAUUUGCGUAUUGGAACGCCGGAACGUUUGCUGUAUGGCAGUGAUUAUCCUUAUACGCCUAGUGCCGUUAUUGAGAUUCUGAAUAAGACGAUGGAUGAGCAAAUGAAGGAGCUUUUUGACCAGGAGCAGCUUCAGAGGAUAUUCUCUCGUAAUGCUUGUGAGCUUCACCUGUGA